Molecule: messenger RNA, 1513 nt
Organism: Daktulosphaira vitifoliae (grape phylloxera)
Lineage: Eukaryota; Metazoa; Arthropoda; Insecta; Hemiptera; Phylloxeridae
Exons: 2
Coding region: 254-1513 (419 amino acids)
Biological process (GO): protein desumoylation
Cellular component (GO): nucleus
Molecular function (GO): deSUMOylase activity
Source: RefSeq, a predicted model, not a curated record
UCAGGUUGCGGAUAGAGGAACGGCCUGCAGAUAUGCAGGUUAGCCGCGAAAUAAGCAGUCCAUUAAUUUGGACUGACGAAUAAGCGGUCGCGGACAGCGAGCCGCCCAAACGCUUGUUAAUCCUGUAGAUAUACAGGAUAGCCGUGAAAUAAGCCUUUAUAAGGACGAAUAAGCGGUAGCGUUUGGGUGCGAACGGAGUUAAACGGCAACGCAACCAGUGAAGUUAGCCGCUCACUGGCCGGAGGGACUGGCUAUGAGGGCAGCCCCCUCAAAUCAUAUCACAUUUAUGAAAAUGGAAUCGAAAGGAGUAAAUGUUACUGCAUCAGGGGAUUCGGAUGCCCCAGUGCCGGCGGUUGGUGGGGGGCGUACCCACCAGGUGUCGUCAUCAAUCGAAUACGCACCAAAUGCAGGAGUGUUGAGGCAGGCUCCUGCAGCCAACCACGGGGUUGGUACUGCAACUGCAGGGAGUGGUGGUGACCAAGCCACUCCCACCGGUGAAAUAGCCGGGAGGUCAUUGGCAACGGUAUGUUUGGAUUCUGGUACGAUAUUGACGACGGCCAACUCCCUAGAUGCGUCUCCUAAAAUCUCUAUAUUGGAGAGAUUGCGGUGCGCAUCUAAGGGUGGUUCGACAAGGGUGGGACAAGGGUGGGUCACCCCAUAUUCUUGCAUGUCCAAUAAACGAAAGCUCACUACGAAUACCGAAUACUAUGCGACAAAAAAAAUGAAGCAGACGACUGACGACGACAUCGAUAAACCCAACGGAUUGGUCUUGAAAGUCUGGAAGCUCAACGAGACACCAACGUUUUCCCUCGAUACGAAAACAUCGCCUCGAGUAUACAGUUCGAAUAACGCGAGCACAACAACUGAAUCAAUCGACAUAGACUCGGCCGAGAGCGAUAACGAUGGUCCUUCCUUAUACGACGUGCCGCCGCGAGAUUUGAACGAGAAAAUGAAGAACCCGCCCUCGUACGAUUCAUUUCUCACUGCGACGACGUGGUACAGCGGCGACACAAUCAACGCGUAUUUAAGUUUGAUUGCAUCGCGUUCGCAAGGCAAAGUGCACUACCUGAUCACCGAUUUUAUGAAGGCACUUUCCCGACGCGGAUACGCUGGCGUGAAAAGAUGGAUCAAAAUCGAUAUACACUCUUUAAAACUCCUGUUGGUGCCCAUGCACGUAAACGACAACCAUUGGACCAUGACUGUAGUCGAUGUACCCGAAAAGACGAUAACGUUUUUCGACAGUCUCAACUCCUACAAUGGCCCUUACCCGUCGUUAUUUAGACAAUUUCUAAUCGAAUGGGAGAUCGAAAACUACGGAUAUUCUUCCCAAUGGACUUUACGGUACGGAAAAGCUGUGCAACAACGCAACGGUUAUGAUUGCGGACCGUUAUCUUUGGAGUUGGCCGAGAAGAUGUCCAGAGACGACGGCACGCCGAUCAACCCGCUCGCAAUGCCUUAUGUCCGGUUGAGGCAUAAGUACGAACUAGAAGCCGGCACAUUAUUCCAAUUUUGA